Molecule: messenger RNA, 416 nt
Organism: Funneliformis geosporum
Lineage: Eukaryota; Fungi; Glomeromycota; Glomeromycetes; Glomerales; Glomeraceae
Source: the annotation of a GenBank genome assembly
AUGUUACAAGAAAAUAUUCAAGAAAAAAAUUUACAAAACAUUGAAUAUAAUGUACAUAAUAUACAAAGUUCAGCUGAAAAAAUUAAAAAAUUAGAAAAAGAAUUAGAAAAUCUUAAAAAACAAAAUGAGCAAUUACAAGAUACACUUCAAAAAAAUCAGCAAUAUUCAAGAAAGUUCUUACCUACCAUUACUAUAGUUACCUCUAAUUCAAUACAAAAUCAUGUACUGAUUAUUAAUAAAAUUUUUAAACCACCAAAUGUUAAUUAUAUAAAUAUUUCUGAAACCCUACAAAUUUCAGAAAAUGAAUUUUUACCUUAUAAGUAUGAUAUUCGCAAUCUGGUAAAUUCAGGUCUUUUAGUUUAUCAAAACCUUGAAAGGAUGAAGAAGAACGAAGAAUUUUUAAAAUUAUUUUUAAA